AUGAUCAAUAGAUUUAUAAAUGGAUUCUUCCGGCGCUCGAUUCAGAAGCAGAUUGAAUACCGAUGUCUUCGCGAUGGCAAAUGUCUUGUCAUCCGUUUGAACCGUAAUCGUUGCCAAUACUGUCGCUUCAAGAAAUGUCUGGCCGUCGGGAUGUCCAGGGAUUAUAAGAUAUCGAGUUCUUAUGUGUUGAGCAUUAGGGGAAAAGCUGUUAGAUACGGACGCGUCCCUAAAAGGUCUCGCGAGAGGGGAGAGGAGUCGCGAGUGACUCAAUCAGAAGCGGACCAGUCGUCGCGCGACGUGGAGAACAAGCAGUUGGCGAUGUAUGACAUAAUACUGACCAUAUCUCAGGCACAUCACGCCAACUGUGCCUACACUGAGGAGAAGACCAGAGGACUCAUCAGAAAACCAGCCAUUUUUGUGAGACAGCUAUCAGUCGGUGCAUUACUAAAGCCUAUUAGUCUGGAUGAAUACCAAACGGGUAGUGCGGGCGACGACUCGCCGACGUCUAACUCCGGCUCUGCGGCCGACUCUCUGGAGCAGAAGAAGAUCGUGAUGUGGCAACACUUUGCAGUACUGGUGACCCCUUCUAUACAAAGAGUGGUUGAAUUUGCAAAACGCGUUCCCGGUUUCAUCGACUUAUCACAAGACGAUCAGUUGAUACUCAUUAAGUUGGGAUUCUUUGAGAUCUGGUUGGUCCACAUCUCCAGAAUGAUCAACACUGUGGACAAUACGCUCACAUUCGCCGACGGGUCGUAUAUCACGAGACAGCAAAUGGAGCUCAUGUUUGACCAUGAAUUCGUGGCCAAUGUCUUCAAUUUUAUGGUUUUAUUAAACAAUCUUCAACUCAACGACACUGAAAUCGGUCUCUUCGCUGGCGUUGUUUUGCUUCAAUCAGAGCGAUCGAGUAUUUAUGACACGAAAGCCAUAGAUCACAGUCAAGAGAAGUUGAUGGAGGCGUUGAAGUUGCAAAUGGGACGCAAUCAUCCGACAGAACCGCACACUUUGGCGCAAUUGAUGAUGAAAUUGCCUGAAUUGCGAUCACUGGGUCUGAAACACGCGCAUCACUUGCAGUGGUUCCGCGCGAACUGGACUCGACUCAAACUUCCACCGCUCUUCGCAGAGAUCUUCGAUAUACCGAAAUGCGAUGAAGAACUCGUUGUCUAAUAACUGAUACCAUUAGUCGAGUUACUUGUGUCAAGUUUUGGGAACAAAUAUUUAAGCAAAUAUUGAACGAAAGAAAUUAUUUAAGUUUUUGUUG
Messenger RNA from Medioppia subpectinata, 1258 nucleotides. NCBI's taxonomy places the organism in Eukaryota, Metazoa, Arthropoda, Arachnida, Sarcoptiformes, Oppiidae. The record is from the annotation of a GenBank genome assembly.